AAUGUAAACAUUAAGUAUCUAUGUGUCUAUGUAACCAAUAUAUAUAUUUGGUUACGUUUAGUUCUCCAGUUUCCUAGACUCCAGUACGACAAAAAUUAUCUCUUAAAUGCCCUGCAUCUUUUGCUAUUGUCUAAUAGUCUGUUUAUAUCAAAGUAUCUUCCUGUAAAUCGUUCUGAACCACAGGCCAUCAAGGCCUUUCCUGCCCUCGUAGGUGGUCUGGAAAGACUGCUGCAUGAAGUCAUCCAUCUCCUGAUGCACGCCGGCAGCAGCAGUAGCAAGUUUUGGAAGGCUGACAGAAGAUGCUAACUGUUGUUUAUCUGUUUUCUCUGUAGAAUGUCCUAACCAAGGGAAGUCAGGCCUCCAUGGAAUUCAUGUUUAAUUGCAAUACUUUGGGUACCUUUUUUUUUUUUUGGUAAAACGUUUGAUAGUGUUGAUAUAGUCCCUAGGCAUUAAGAAAUGAAGCAGUCCAGAUAACAUGACAGUUGUGCAAAAAAGACAGUGUUAAUAAACCCACUUGUGGAAGCAAGGCAGGUCUACACAGCAUGAUGAAAAAAUGAAAGGUUGGCAACAUUUUAGUAAAUUGAUCAACAUGAAAUGCCAAGCAUGUAAAUACGUGAGGAUGGCAUAUCCAGAUUGGCUAUGAGCAUUGAUGAAAUUAAACAAACAACCAACUCUGCACUUAAGGAUUUGCUAUGAAGAUAAAAGACUUAGUGCUUUGCAGAGAUAAUCUUCCUGUUGGACAGACCUGAAUGUUCUCAGCAGUUGAGCUAGAAUGGAACAAAAGGGACAUGAACAAUUACAGAUCACUUCCCUGGGGGAGCAUUAAUGGCCUUGCUAUUUUCUUCUCAGUAUUAACUAGUCACUUGGACCUCUUAGAAUGGUUUUGCCAUUUCAGGAUUACUAUUUAAGAAAUCACAUUGAACAGAGGCAACAUUUUUUUGAAGUUCUAAUUUCAGGUGUUUUUGGAAAAAAAUCCACAAUUUGGAUGUGAGAAAGGACAUGAGGAGACCAAAGACCUGGGAUUUUGCUGAUCAGAAUGAAACAAACGUUGAAAGACUUUUCCAAUCUACUGUUGGUGGUGCUCUGUGACUACGUUCUUGGAGAAGCUGAGUAUCUCCUGUUGGGGGAGCCGGGCCAUGUAGCGCUAAGCAACAGCACCGUGACUGUGGAUUUCCAGUAUUUCGACGGAACCAACGGGACGCUGAGGAAUGUCUCUGUCCUGCUGUUGGAGGCCAACACCAAUCAGACUCUUACCACCAAAUACCUCCUGACCAACCAGUCCCAGGGGACGCUCGAGUUUGAGUGCUUCUACUUCAGGGAGGCUGGCGACUACUGGUUCACGAUGUCUCCAGAAGCGACAAACAGCAGCGCUCCGGCCCCUCGCUGGGAGAGGAGCGCCUUUCUGAAGGUGGAAUGGCCCGACUUCCACGUCCACCUCAACAGGACCUCCAGGGCUGCAGAAGGCACCUUUCAGGUGGGCCUGUUCACCAGUCAGCCACUGUGCCCGUUCCCUGUGGACAAGCCCGACAUCGUGGUGGAUGUCAUCUUCACCAACAGCCUUCCCGAGGCCAGCACGAGCCAGGGCCAGCCCCUGGAGAUACGAGCCAGCAAGAGGGCAGAGCUCUCGCAAGGCCAGUGGCUGGAGUUUGGCUGCGCGCCUGUGGGGCCGGAAGCCUAUGUCACCGUGGUGCUGAAGCUGCUUGGCCGAGACUCGGUCAUUAGCUCCACAGGCCCCAUUGACCUGGCCCAGAAAUUUGGAUACAAACUGGUGAUGGCGCCAGAACUCACGUGUGAGUCCAGGGUGGAGGUCAUGGUGCUGCCCCCGCCCUGCAUCUUCGUCCAGGGGGUCGUCGCCGUCUACAAGGAAGCCCCCAGACGCCCUGGGGAAGGGACCCCUCGCCUGGCUGAAAACAGCCUGAGCCUGGGAGAGAGGAGAACAGUAUUCAACUGCACUUUGUUUGACGUGGGGAGGCACAAAUACUGCUUUGACUUUGGCGUUUCAAGCAGAAGCCCGUUUUCUGCAAAGGAGAAGGAGUGCAUGCUAAUUCAGAGAACUAUAGAAACUUGGGGACUGUGGCAGCCGUGGAGCCAGUGUAGCGCCUCCUGUGGGGACGGUGUCAGAGAGCGUCGCCGCCUGUGCCUGAGCUCCUUCCCCUCCCGCCCUGGCUGCCCCGGAGUGUCCUCGGAGGCCUCCCCGUGUUCCCUGGAGGACUGCGCUGCUUUCCAGACAUCCAGCCCGUCUCCUCUCCAGCCCCAGGGUCCGGCGAAGUCCAACAACAUCGUCACGGUCACUGGGAUAUCCCUGUGCCUGUUCAUCAUUGUGGCCACCGUGCUCAUCACGCUGUGGCGGAAGCUGGGCCGCUCCCCAACGUGCAGCACCCCCGCCCGGCCCAACUCCCUCCACGGUCCCGGCUGCCGGAAGAACUCGGACGAGGAGAACAUCUGCGAGCUGGGCGAGCCGCGCGGCAGCUUCUCGGACGCAGGGGACGGGCCGGCGGGGAGCCCCGGGAGCCCCGGGGACCUGGGCAUCCCGCUGACCUACCGGCGGAGCGCGCCGGCGGCCCCGGACGAGGACGCCUCGGGCAGCGAGAGCUUCCAGUCCACCGCCCAGAAGAUCAUCCCGCCCCUGUUCAGCUACCGCCUGGCCCAGCAGCAGCUGAAGGAGAUGAAGAAGAAAGGCCUGACGGAGACCACCAAGGUGUACCACGUGUCCCAGAGUCCCCUGACGGACACCGCCAUCGACGCCGCCGCCGCCGCCGCGGCCGCCGCCCCCCGGGACCCGGAGGUCCCUGAGGACGCCGCGGCCGCCAAGUUCCGGAUCAAGGCCCCGUUUCUGGAGCAGCCGCCCGCGCCGGGCGCCGGGGACCGGCCGCCCUCCCGGCUGGAGCUCCCGCUCGUGCAGGCGGCCGUCAGCCCCAGCCAGACCGUUAUCCGCAAGUCGCAGGCGAGGCACGCGGGUGGCAGGGGGGCGCCGCCGGACAGGGGCCACCCCCGGGGAUCCCACUUCCGGAGAACAGCGAGUUUCCACGAAGCCAAGCAGGCCCGGCCGUUCCGGGAGCGGAGCCUGUCCGCCUUGAUCCCCCGGCAGGCCCCCGCCUACGCCUCCAGGACCCGGACCUGGGAUCAGGCGGAAGACCGAGUCCGGCCGCAGAGUCGAGGCGCUGCCCCGUUUCCAGAGAAACCCGACCAUUGCCAAGGGGCAGGUGGGAGCAGCGGUCUGCUGAGCCCUCUGCCCAAACCCCACGCCUCGGGGCAGCCGACCAGGAAACCAGACCUGGGGGAUCGCCAGGUAGGAUUCGUGGCAGGAGGUGAGAGAACAGAGCCCCACCGGGCUCGGAGGGGACCAUCCCCCAGUCACAGAAGUGUCUCAAGGAAGCAGCCAUCCCCCACGGCCCCCAAAGAGAGCUACCAGAGGGUCAGCCCCCUGAGCCCUUCCCAGAGUAGAAAAGACAAGUGUCAGAGCUUUCCCACCCACCCCGAGUUCGCCUUCUAUGACAAUACGUCAUUUGGCCUCACUGAGUCCGAGCAGAGGAUGCUGGACCUGCCAGGAUAUUUUGGGUCAAAUGAAGAGGAUGAAACCACAAGCACGCUGAGUGUGGAGAAGCUGGUCAUCUAGAGACAGAUCAGCCCGAGACUUCACACAACUGGGGUCCUUUGGCCAGCUCCGAGUAUCAGCCGCUUCCACUGUUCCGUGGACUGUGAGUGUAACUGUACAGCAGGACAGAAUGAGUGGUAACUCACUCGAGUGUGGGGUGUGGUUUUAUUCAUAAGGAAGAAAUUAUUUAUCUUGAACUUUUCCCUGUGUUACCCCGUUUCUAUUGGCUUAUCUCUAAUAACUAUGAUAAUAAAAUUUAAACAAGAGUAGAAAA
Molecule: messenger RNA, 3869 nt
Organism: Phacochoerus africanus (Common warthog)
Lineage: Eukaryota; Metazoa; Chordata; Mammalia; Artiodactyla; Suidae
Gene: THSD1
Product: thrombospondin type 1 domain containing 1
Exons: 4
Coding region: 1037-3616 (859 amino acids)
Cellular component (GO): cell periphery
Source: RefSeq, a predicted model, not a curated record